Messenger RNA from Theobroma umbraticum, 1392 nucleotides. Its product is annotated as general regulatory factor 9. NCBI's taxonomy places the organism in Eukaryota, Viridiplantae, Streptophyta, Magnoliopsida, Malvales, Malvaceae. The record is from RefSeq and is a predicted model, not a curated record.
ACAAGCGAAAUUAUUAAGGUAAAAAAGAGAAGACAAAGAAAGGGAGUGAGAGAAUCUCUCCUACGGCAUAGAUUUGCAACAGCAGAAUCCUCUCAACAUAAAACCCUAAAUAAUUGGUGUGCUAUUUCCGUGAGAUCAGCUAUGGCUUCUUCUAAAGAGCGCGAGAAUUUCGUCUACGUCGCCAAGCUCGCUGAACAGGCUGAGCGCUACGAUGAGAUGGUGGAGGCAAUGAAGAACGUGGCAAAGCUUGAUGUUGAAUUGACAGUGGAAGAGAGGAACUUGCUGUCUGUUGGGUACAAGAAUGUGAUUGGUGCUCGGAGAGCUUCAUGGAGGAUUCUUUCCUCUAUAGAGCAAAAGGAAGAUGCUAAAGGAAAUGAGGUGAAUGCAAAACGGAUCAAGGAGUACAGGCACAAGGUGGAAUCUGAGCUCUCAAGCAUCUGUAAUGAUAUUAUGACUGUGAUUGAUGAACAUCUCAUCCCUUCAGCAUCUGCUGGUGAAUCAACUGUCUUCUUCUACAAGAUGAAAGGAGAUUAUUAUCGUUAUCUUGCUGAAUUCAAAGCAGGCAAUGAGAAAAAAGAGGCUGCUGAUCAUUCUAUGAAGGCAUAUGAGACAGCUACCGCUACUGCAGAGGCUGAGUUGCCUCCUACACAUCCUAUCCGUUUGGGUUUAGCCUUGAAUUUCUCAGUCUUCUAUUAUGAGAUUAUGAAUAUUCCUGAGAGGGCCUGCCAUCUUGCCAAGCAAGCUUUUGAUGAAGCUAUUGCAGAGCUUGACACCCUCAAUGAGGAGUCUUACAAAGACAGCACCUUAAUUAUGCAGCUUCUAAGGGACAACCUCACCCUUUGGACUUCUGACAUCACAGAGGAUCCAGAAGAUUCCAUGAAGGUCAAUGGCACUGCCAAAAUUGGUGGGGCAGAUGAUGCAGAGUGAAAACAACAGCUUGUGAUAUCGCCUAAGCUCGUGGGAACUUGUGCCUUGUGACUUGAUGUGUUUGGGGAAUGACUGGUAUCUGAUAGCCAAUUUUAGAUUAAAUAUAUACCAUCAGUUAAUUCACUCGUGUUUUUCUCUCCCUCUCGAAGUGCCAUGUUAUGGUGUGGUUUAUUAUUGCGUGAUGUCUAGACGAGGUUGGUUCAAUUUGUAGUGAGCAGCUUUUGCUUGAGACUAGGCAUUAGGAUUGCUCUGAUUGCCUUUUCUUUUUGGGUGUAAAUGGUACAAACACAGAUGGAGGAAAUCUGCUGUUUGGUUUUCCUCACUACCUGAAAAGCUUGCAUUUGGGUUUAUGGUUUCUUGAUUGCCAGCCAGCCAGCCAUUGCUAGUAUAAAUUUGUGUUGUGGGGAAUAUCUUGUAUCCUUUUAGGAGGCUUUUUGGUAAAAUGGAACUGAGCCAUCAGAAAUA